Molecule: messenger RNA, 2242 nt
Organism: Williopsis jadinii
Lineage: Eukaryota; Fungi; Ascomycota; Saccharomycetes; Phaffomycetales; Wickerhamomycetaceae
Exons: 1
Coding region: 196-2211 (671 amino acids)
Cellular component (GO): fungal-type vacuole membrane
Molecular function (GO): oligopeptide transmembrane transporter activity
Source: RefSeq, a predicted model, not a curated record
UCCCGCCUACCCAGAGCGGUGCGCAAGCCCGCGUUUACGCACCCAAUGGGGAAACCCAUUCCACUGUGGCUCUCCGCAGUAUCAAAAUUGGUUAAUACCCAACUGACUAAUACCGAAUCCAUCGAGAUGAGCAUUUCUUCCUCGACAAAUCUUCCCACUACAACCUAGACAACGUAGAAUAGACACAGAAGAGCCAUGACAACUCAUUGGAAGGAGCUCCCGUGGAAGGAGAAGCCGUCAAUACCGCAAAUCACCACAAGAUCCAUCAUUGCUGGCUUAGUCAUCGGAUCAAUCAUACUGAUAUCGAACUUCCAAUUCGGACUCCAAACAGGCUGGGUGUCGAUGAUGUCCCUCCCUUCAGCGUUGCUGUCAUUUGCUGUCUUCAAGAACCUUCAAAGGCAUCUCGCCUUCGAGUUCACAGAUGUGGAGAACGUGUUCGUGCAGAGCAUCGCUGUUGCUGUCGGCACAGGACCUCUGGCUUAUGGAUUGGUUGGUGUUGUGCCUGCUAUUGAGAAGUUCCUCAGACCUGAAGAGUCUGGCAUCGGAAGAGUGAUGAAGUUCUCCACGUACGACUUGAUUGUAUGGUGCACAGCACUGGCGUUCUUUGGGAUCUUCUUCGCUGUGCCCUUGAGGAAGCAGGUCAUUGUCCAUGAGAGACUGCCCUUCCCUUCGGGAAGUGCCACUGCCACGUUGAUCUCUGUAUUGCACAACACAGAGGUCCGCCAUGAUGACUGCCAAUCUGUGAAGCUGCCACAUGAAUACAACGAACUGUUGAUAAGCGACGACGAUGAUGAUGACGGUAAUGGCGGUGGCGGGUCUGCUGUUACGACUCCGCCGCCUACUGAUCGCACUGCACUGCUAGAAGGCCAGAGGAUCAAGGAGCACGAAUCCAUCAUCUUGUACAAUAAGAACGUCAGAUCACUGAUUGGAACCUUCUCCGUAUCGUCGGCAUACACCGUGAUCUCAUACUUCAUCCCAUCUCUGAGAAACCUGCCUAUCUUUGGUGGAUCUCUGGCUGAGAACUACCUCUGGACUCUACAGCCCUCGCCUGCUUACAUCGGACAAGGCAUCAUAAUGGGGCUUCCCACGGUCAGCUACAUGCUGUUUGGUGCGAUCCUUGGCUGGGGCAUACUGGCACCACUGAGCAAGGCCCAGGGUUGGGCUGAAGGUCCCAUCGACGAUUGGAAGACUGGCGCUCAAGGCUGGAUUCUGUGGGUGAGUUUGGCUGUGAUGGUUAGUGACAGCGUGGUGUCGUUCAUCACCGUCACUGUACAGUCUGCCAUCAAAUUCUUCACGACAAGAAAUGAGGGCCAUGAGCCAGAGGACGGCUGUGAGCUGGAUGCACAGUACCUGGUGGGCUUCAAAACAGUGAGCAUUGGGCUCUUUGUAUCGUCAGUGAUCUGUAUAGUGCUCAUGGUCCAUCUGUUUGGAACAACCAUCGUGCCAGUGUACUCUCUUGUUGUUGCCAUCGUGCUUGCCCUGUUUCUCUCGAUACUGGGGGUACGUGCUCUUGGGGAGACGGACCUCAACCCGGUGAGCGGGAUAGGUAAGCUAUCACAGCUCCUGUUUGCCUUCAUCAUACCCAGAAACCACCCAGGCGCUGUGCUUGUCAACCUCGUUGCUGGCGCCAUUGCAGAGGCUGGUGCUCAACAGGCUGGUGAUCUGAUGCAAGAUCUGAAGACUGGCCAUCUCAUCGGGGCCUCUCCAUACGCACAGUUCGUUGCACAGCUGAUAGGAACAGUAUGGUCGAUAUUCCUGUCGUCCGUGAUGUACAAAGUGUACAACUCGGUCUACGAGAUACCGAGCAAGGUGUUCCGUAUACCGACGUCCGUGAUAUGGAUCGACUGCUCGAGACUGGUUACAGGCGAGGGGCUGCCGCCGUAUGCCUUCGAGGUGUCGCUGGUGUUCGCCUUGAUAUUCGGCGUCAUCUCAUUGGUCAAGAACGUGUUUAAGAACAACCCGGCGGUUCAGAAGAGACUGGUGUGGUUGCCUAGCGGAGUGGCGGUUGGUAUUGGUAUAUAUAACACGCCUUCAUUCACCAUCGCAAGGUUCAUUGGUGGAGUUAUUGCCUACAUCUGGUUGAAGCGCUCUGGCCAUUCCCACGAGGGCAAGACUGCGAUGAUUGUAUUCAGCAGUGGGCUGGUCCUUGGAGAAGGACUGUUCAGUGUUGUGACGAUGAUAUUGACAAGCUUGGACGUGCCGCACUGGUGAGACAAACAGAUACAUAGAGAAAGACUGCUUU